GCUUUCACGCCACUCACUGACUGAGAGACAGAGAGAAAACAGGAAGCAAAGACACAGCAAAAGGAUUGCUUUUCAUGCUGCUGUCACAAAAACCUUGCAAGUAUUAGAAAAGGAUUUCCUCCAGCAUCUUAACACCAAUGUGAGAGACGUCCCCCAGCGCAGCUCUGUGUGUGUGAAAGAACAGCUGCCAGUCUGCAACCAUGCCAGGCUUGAUUAACAAGGCCAAGCGUACCGCGCUGCCACUCAGCGUCUCUGACAUCACUUCCAGCGUCCGGGGUUACACCCUGGCCAUGACGGCCUCCAUGACGUACGAAAACAUUGAGGAUCAUCCCAUAGAAGGUAUUUUCAUUUACCCGCUGGAGGAGGGCUCAGUGGUGGUGGGCUUUGAGGCAAUGAUAUCCAGCCAGAUAAUAACACUGCAGAUCAAAGACAAGGCAAAAAUCGAAGACUGCUACUUCGACUGCUGCACAGCAACCAAUGGAAACUUACAGAGUGACAAUGGUCACGUGGUACUUGAUGAAGAUCUGGAGAGCAUGGUGUUGGUGGUAAAUCUGGGGGUUAUUCCACCUCUGGAGACUGUGAAUGUGUUGGUCAGCACCUCUUAUGAGCUUUGCACCCUUCCAAAUGGCGGCAUCCGGGUCACCUCGCCGCCUGUCUGCACUCCAAGGGUCCAGCGCUCCAUUAAAGAGGAGCAGGCUUUCUCUCCCAGCACAAGCCGGAAGAGAGAGAGACACCACUGUGCUCUGGGCUCUCAUGAGCAGAUGGCCUCAAGCAACCAACUGUGUCUGUCCUGUCUACUGGAGGAGGAGUCUAUCAACUCCAUUGACUACGAGUUCAACUUUCAGCUAGAGAUCAGAGGACCAUAUCUACUGGCAGGAGUGGAGAGCCCUUCUCACGCCAUCCGGGCGGACGCUGACCCCUCCGCCCAUUCUGCAACCAGCAUUGUGGUCACCCUGGCAGACAAAUACACCUAUGACUGCCCUGUGGAAAUCCUCAUUUAUCCCAGUGAGCCACACCUGCCACAUGUACUUAUCGAGGAUGGAGACAUGACACUAGAGGAGUAUGACGAACAUCUGAAGGGAAGGAGUGACUACAUCAAGGCCAUCAAGAAGGACUCCAGCAAUGAAAAGAAAGUGGACAUCAUCCAUAAAAGGCUCCAUAAAGACAUUCUUCACAACCCUGUGGUUAUGCUUAACUUCUGCCCUGACCUGCAGUCCAAGACGUCUGACCUGCGUAAGGUGCAGGGGGAGUUUAUCUUCCUUAUUGACCGCAGUGGGAGCAUGAGUGGUGUCAAUAUGAGCCGGGUUAAGGAUGCCAUGGUGGUGAUUCUGAAAAGCCUGUUCCCGGCCUGCCUGUUCAAUAUUAUCGGCUUCGGUUCGACGUUUAAACCGGUGUUUGCCAGCAGUCAGAGCUGCGAUGAGGAAAGCUUAGGCACUGCGUGUGACUAUAUAAAGAAGAUCCGGGCUGACAUGGGCGGCACCAACAUCCUGGCCCCGCUGAACUGGAUCCUGAGGCAGCCGGUGCAGCGCGGUCAUCCUCGCCUGCUCUUCCUCCUCACCGACGGAGCCAUCAAUAACACGGGGAAGGUCAUCGAGCUGGUCCGCAGUCACGCCAGAUUCAUCAGGUGCUACACGUUCGGGAUCGGUCAAGGAGCCUGCAGGCGGCUUAUCCAGAGCCUCGCGACUGUUUCUGGAGGCGCUGCUGAGUUCCUGGGAGAAGGAGAAAGACUGCAGCCUAAGAUGAUUAAAUGCCUAAAGAAAUCCAUGGCUCCAGUCCUGAGUGACAUCUCUAUCGAAUGGCUGUAUCCUGAGACGAAGGAGGUGCUCCUGUCUCCAGUUGGAACAACGUACCUAUUUCCUGGUGACCGGCUGAUCGGAUACAGCGUGGUGUGUGACACAACACGCUACCACUCUAAUCCCAAGACUGACAAGCGACGGCGCUACAGCAUGAUGCGCUCCAAUGAGUCGGCCAGCUCCGUCUUCUACCACAGUCAGGAGGAGGAAUCAGGGAAGAGCGGCUCAGAUGGGCACGGUCCAGUCCCAGACAUAUCCGGCACAGGAAUGUUUGAUGCAUAUCAGAGCAGCAUGUCUGAAAGCAGCCCCGGCAUGGUGGAACAGGAUGGAAUUGGGACCAACAUGAGCUCCCCUCUGAGAAGACGUGCAUACAGCACUAAUCAGAUCGAAGACCCUAAUCCUCUGAAGAAGGCCUACACUUCCAGUGACCCGAGCUCAGUGGUGGGGAAAAAUCCUCUGAGGAGAGCCAAGGUCCAGGAGCUCAUCAGCCAGACGAGUCCCGAUAAUGGGACCCAGUGGAAGAUGAACUAUGAGCCCCAGCUGGCCAGCCUGAGUGCCACUGUGUCCAAAGGGCACGGACGCCCGCUGCAUGACGAACCCCGAGGGGACGCUGAACCAGAAGAAAGCCAGGUGAACCCCGAUGUGCAGGCAGCCACCCGUGGCCUGAACAAGGAGCACGGCUCCAAAUCCUCCAGCGACAGCCCUUCCCUGGGCAGCACAGGAGAAGCCGAUGGCUACGCUCAUCAGCUCUGUGAAGCGGAAACACCGCAAGACCCGAGUGCUCCAGACUUCAAGCCUGUGAACAAAACUAAAGGAGACUGCAAGGCAGUCGUCACGGGACUGCUGUGUGGAAAACCCAUGAAAUGGGAGGUAAGCUUCGACAUCGAACCCUACCUUAAGGGGCGAGAGCGAGAGGAAAAGGUUCACGAGGAUCUCUGGAACGAAACCUUCCAUCAUCUCGCUGCAAGGUCAAUUAUUCAGGACUUCGAGCAGAUGGCUGGAAAGGAGUGUGAGAUCGAGCAUGGUUCUGGUAGGCGAUAUCAGGUGUACGCCAUGCAGACCAGCAAAGCUUGCAACAUUCUGAGCAAAUACACAGCCUUCGUGCCCGUUGAUCUAGACAGCAACGAAUAUUUACCCAUUUCUAUUGAGUACCUUUACUCUGGGGAGGAGCGGAAGGGCAGCUCGCAUUCGAGUCAGCGUUCAGGAAGCAGGAAGAGCCGGGGUUAUUCGGCCAGUUUGGGUCACUCGCACUCCGGCUGCCUGGCUGAGGGAGAAGAGCAAAUAACGCCAACGUUUGAGGACAAAGCCUCCCCUUGCAGUACUCCCUCAUCAGCUGGAUGGGAACGAUUCAGCUUUACAGAAGCCUCUCAGAGGAGCCCGACGGUGACCUCGGACCAUAUGCAGAGAUCAGUGGAAAGCCUCUUCUCAGCCAGAUUGAGUCUCACCAGAACACGGCUCCUGACUAAAGCGGCUCGGGGCUUCAUGUGCCGCGCACAGAGCAAAGCUGAUUCAGUGGGAGACAGUGAUAAUGACAACAAGGACUACAUCCCUUUGGUGUCUCUGCAGCUGUCCUGCGGUGCAUUCGUCCUUGAUGCUGCCUUGUGCGAGGCCAUAAACGUCCCCAUGGACAAGCUAAAGUGGACGUCGCCGUUCACCAGCCACAGACUCAGCCUUCCCCACCUCUCUCACUCCAGCAGCAGGAGAACCGACAGUCUGGAGGUCCAGCACGGCUCUUCACCUCCACCUAAAGACUUUGAAGAAUUUGAGGACUCUGUGCCACGCAGCCCCCGAACCGGAAGCAGUUCAUCGGGUUUGGACGAGGCCUCGGUUUCUCCCAGCUAUUCCCAAUCCGACAGCGGGCGGGGGUCCGAUUUAGGGAACGCGGAGACACCGGUCUUGCCCGGAGGUAUGCAGAGGAUGGAGCAGGAGCCUGAGGGCAUGGUGUGGGCUACGGCUGUGGCCUUGGCGUGGCUUGAGAACAACUCAGCCAGCUAUUUCAUUGAAUGGGAACUGAUCGCCGCGAAAGCGAGCCUGUGGCUGGACACGCAGGUGGUGCCUGAGGGACGAGAGCUGGCGGCGGUGAAGGCGGCGGCCAACCAGCUCUUCAUCAUCCUCAGACACUGGGACGAGAACCUGCAGCUCAACAUGCUGUGCUACAACCCCAACAGCAUGUAGAUCUGUAAAGUACACCAUUGCUUGGCGGUUUUUGUUGUCUGGUUUUACUUGAUCCACAUUCCAUGCAAGUUGUUCAAACCAUCAGUAAAGAACCAAACAAAAUUUGACUUGACAUUAGUGACGUGAUAAUUAGGUUGUAUGCUGAGCUCUUGCAGCUUUUUAAUACCUUUCUUUUUUUUUUCGGAAACAUAAGCACCAAAUUUUUUAUUUUCGUGUCAUUUGUUCAAAACUGCUGCAGUGAUGCAAUAGACUUAUUGAAAGAGCCAAUAAAAUUAGACUCGUUAAACGACUAAGGGUGACCUUAAAAACCUAAAAAAAUGAUAAGUUGAUCAUUAUAAAUGCUUCUAAGCAGAAGUUGUUUGUAAAACCAGAAGAUGGUUGUGACGGCUGAUGUGGAUUCUGUUGGGACGUCCACUCAGGAAUGUCCACGCCGAUGUCGAAGCAUGCUAUCGUUAACGUUUGUUGUUAACACUCUGUUGCUCGAGUUGCGGGAACGAAGCAGGGUGUAACCCGACGACUUUGUGUUUGUCCUGAAGUAACUCUGUACUGUAGACGUAUUUUUAUUUGGUGGAGUGCGUGAUCGCUGCUUUCUGUAACGAGUAAAGCAGAUCUUGUAAAACUCGACUGUUUCUUAGAUGGUCGCUAAAAGGUCCUAGAGCAGUCUGUGGAAAUUCCUUAAUUAAGGCACUGAAUGAUCGAAUGUUGCAAGAGGCAGCAGUAAUAUAUAUCGUAUUUACCAUGCAGCAUUAUUUUACUGUAUUUGGAGACUUAAUAAGAUGUCAAACUAUUGCUGAGACAGCACUUCCUGUCGAGUGCUCUCCAGUCUUAAGUGCCUGACCCAGCUGAACUUCUUUAAUGAAUGAAUAUAAACUUUUUUUCUUCUUCUUCCUGUUAAGUCACGUGAAGUUUUUCUCUUAUGUGCUGUUCGCCAGUGUAUUUAGGAAAUCUGUGACUCUGUAGCUGCUGAACUUUACCAUCGUUUGAUUGCCUUAAAUUGUGGCAUAUGGUACGUGAAUUCCGAAAAAAUCUCCUGCUUAUUGAUUUUUUUUUAUUUUUUUAUUUUCCCAUACCAGAUUGUAACUGUCACUCAGGUAUCGCUGCUGUGUAGCUUGAGUCCCCGUGGCAAGCAUGAGUCCGUUGAUGCAUGAGUUCGUCCGAGAGCCACCGCCGAUGUGUGACAUUUCGCUCGUGAAUGUGGACGUUGACUCUCCAUGUGAAAAAAAAGAAAACAAAAGUCUAUGAACUCUAUGUUUGAGGUCAGCUGUGUGUUUUUUUUCCCAAAGUGGUUAUCAAACGAUUGUCGGCUCGUUGUAGUGCCUCCCGUGCAAUGACAGAGUGUGUAACUGCAUGUAAUAAAGUCUUGCUGCUGAGUAAAUGA
Messenger RNA from Clarias gariepinus (North African catfish), 5346 nucleotides. It is a transcript of the gene vwa5b1, whose product is annotated as von Willebrand factor A domain containing 5B1. Bases 201 to 3968 code for a protein of 1255 amino acids. The record is from RefSeq and is a predicted model, not a curated record. NCBI's taxonomy places the organism in Eukaryota, Metazoa, Chordata, Actinopteri, Siluriformes, Clariidae. The transcript has 22 exons.